Messenger RNA from Penicillium subrubescens, 747 nucleotides. RefSeq lists its product as uncharacterized. The record is from RefSeq and is a predicted model, not a curated record. The transcript has a single exon. The coding region runs from base 1 to 747 and encodes 248 amino acids. Gene Ontology annotation, cellular component: extracellular region. Gene Ontology annotation, molecular function: IgE binding. NCBI's taxonomy places the organism in Eukaryota, Fungi, Ascomycota, Eurotiomycetes, Eurotiales, Aspergillaceae.
AUGGCAACAGUGGCUCUAGGUAGCAGUCUCAGUCCACUCAUUGAUAGAGAUCAUCAAACCUCCUCUUGGAUUAGUGCUUCAUCUACCACAAUCUGGACGGCUUACCCAUCAGAUGGGAUCUAUACAACAUCGGGGUUUGGAGGGUCCACUGAACCAAGUGGCUCCGGCGAUACGUAUGUGGGCAACGUAGGCAAGCCCUAUGGAAGCAAUAUCAUCAUUAUUCCGCCCGAACAAGCAAGUAAAUACAAAUAUGUCGCAAAAUUUACGGGCUCGCCAACAGGGGAAUGGAAAGUGGUUAUCUGGAACAAAAUAGGUCCUGGCGGUAGAAUGGACGGGUGGUAUGGUAAUGCCUGUCGUUCUUUCGCGCUGGCGGCCGGGCAAACGAAAUACGUUGCCUUUGCCCCAAACUCCCAGGGUGGUUGGGCCAUGACAAAAGCGGCAUCGAUCCCCAAAGAUCAAUAUGGCGGCUAUGCCUCUACUUGGGGGGAAUUCGAUUUUGGCUCCACCGAAAAUGAUGGCUGGUCUGGCUUCGACGUUUCUGCAAUUCAAGCUCAAUAUGCACAAUUAGAGGUCCAGGGCAUGCAAAUCUGCUCCGCUCUCAACAAAGGUCUCUGCUCAUACAUAACAAAGGGUGCAAAGGUUGUUCACAAUGCCUACACUACAUCCACCGCAGAGCUCGGAGGCAUUGGGGGCAACCUAUUGCCUGGCCCAGUUCGGUUAGCGGUGGAAAUUGGGUUUGAAGAGUGA